AUGAACAAACUCGCUCACGGGGGUUCCUACCCGGGUCGAAAGGACGACGAGGCGACUAUACUCGCCUUCUGUCACAUUCGGAAGGGUGCCACUCUGCCGUACACGAGGCAGCAAGUGUCGGGUGUGCCACCGAGAGCCCCGCCGGUUGAAUCGCGCGAGUCUGCGGUCCCGGCGGUGGCGGCCUCGGCGGGAGUUGCGCCGCUGGCCUCGACCACUGAAGAGGUCGAUGUGCCCCCGGCUGCACCCCUGGUCCCCAAGACACGAGAAGAGCCCGUGGCUACGCUAGCUGCGGCCGCCGAGAUGCAGGAUAUCGACCUGCCUGACGCAAAUUUGGCUGAGGCCAUUGCCGAGUCAGAGCGCCGUGACACUGACUCUGACGCUGCCCGUGCGCCCAGAAAGCGCCGGGCUAUGACGCAUGACGACUCCGACACUCCCUCUCAGACGUCCGACACAGCGAGGCCGCGGAAGAAGGCCUCGAGGGCUUCCCGCCCUUCCACCACGGAGUCUGGGACGACUAUCGCGGGCUCCUCCGCGAGCGCCGCCUCGCCGAGACCGACGCGGCGCACUGCCAGGGCUGCUGCGCUGCAGCAACCGACGCCGCUGCCGACCGCCAACGCGUUCGCGGGGGCCAGUGUGGACGCGACUGAAGAUGGUGCCGCGCCUCCUGUGUCGGCCCAAAAGAAGCCCCCGCCCAUCGUCAUCCAAUGGGCGGGAGGGUACAAGGAGUUCCAGCAAAAACUAGACAGGGCGGCCACGUCCGCCACUGUCAAGACUGCUGGCCGUGACCUCUACAAGGUCACGGUGUCCUCCAACGAGGAGUACCGCGCGGUGAUGGACACCAUCUCCAGAGAUGGCCUCCCGGGCCGAAACCACCGGAGCGGAGGGGCUGCUCCCUCUCGUAAGGUGCACCCAUCCACCAGCUUUGCUGCCGCCACCAAGGGCGGACCAUCAACCGCCACCGCCCGACGUUCGGAACUGGCGGCGGGCGAGACGAGGCAACCGGCCGCGCCGUCCCCGGCUUCGCCCGGGGGGGCGGCCAACCCAACACCCACGCAGAGCGCGCGGGUUGCCGCCCCGCGCAGGCGUCGCCGGCGCGCGGGCCGGGCCACCCAUGCCGCUGCACGCCGGACUGCCGAUGACACACUGCCGCAACAGACGACAGCACCUCGUGCUACGCCGCAACCGGCUGCCGACGCUCCGCGGCAGUCGUCUACUACGGAGUUGCCGCAACCGGCCUCCCCAGUGGCGGAGGCCGCCCCAGCGGCCAACGCCGCCCCCUCGGCCACCGAUGCAGCCGAGCUCCGCGACCUGCUAGGAGACUGGAAGCACAAGACUUCGAAACCAUACUAUCAAUGCCAGGCAACAUAUUCCUGGGAGGCGACUUCAAUGCCAAAAACACACUGUGGAAUAGCCGCCUGA
This is a messenger RNA of Schistocerca gregaria, 1419 nucleotides long. RefSeq lists its product as uncharacterized. Bases 1 to 1419 code for a protein of 472 amino acids. The record is from RefSeq and is a predicted model, not a curated record. NCBI's taxonomy places the organism in Eukaryota, Metazoa, Arthropoda, Insecta, Orthoptera, Acrididae. The transcript is spliced from 4 exons.